Molecule: messenger RNA, 2543 nt
Organism: Doryrhamphus excisus (bluestripe pipefish)
Lineage: Eukaryota; Metazoa; Chordata; Actinopteri; Syngnathiformes; Syngnathidae
Gene: grapa
Product: GRB2 related adaptor protein a
Molecular function (GO): protein binding
Source: RefSeq, a predicted model, not a curated record
GUUGCCGAGCAGCAGCCAGUUGUGGUUUUCCUCUCUCUGAGCUCACACUCCUCUCAUCAUCUUCUUUCUAUCUUCUACAUCAUCUUCUUCAACUUUCUCUUUUCAAAUCCUCAACAUUAGUGGACGUACCUGAGUGUGUGUUUGUGUGUGUGUAUGCGUGUGUGUGUGAGUGUGUAAGUGUGCUUGGGGGGGGUUUCAGCAUGGAAGCGGUGGCACUGUACACGUUCCGUGCCACUGAAGGUGAUGAACUGAGUUUCAACAAAGGAGACCUACUGAAGAUCACCAACAUGGAGGAUGAUCCCAACUGGUACACAGCUGAGCUCCACAACAGAAAAGGCUUUGUGCCCAAAAACUACAUCAACCUGCGGCCACAUGCGUGGUUUGCUGGUCGUAUUUCUCGCGGCGUGUCGGAGAGUCGACUGAGACACAGGGAAUGUGGAGCGUUCCUGGUCCGAGAGAGUGAGAGCGCUCCUGGGGAGUUUUCCAUGUCGGUCAGUUACGGGGACCACGUCCAGCACUUCAAGGUUCUGCAGGAUCGCUGCAGUCAGUACUACGUGUGGGACGAGCUCUUCUCCUCCCUGAACGAGCUGGUGGAGUUCUACCAUAGCAACAGCAUCGCCAAGGAGAGGACCGUCUUUCUGCGAGACCCAGAACACUUUGCAAGACGUCCUCACCACGCCCACGCUCUCUUCGACUUCAACCCUCACCACCCGUCUCAGCUACGCUUCCUGCGGGGUGACGUCAUCGAGCUCAUUGACUGCUCCGACUCGCUGCGCUGGAGGGGCCGUUGCCAUGGACACGUGGGCUACUUCCCGCCGGAGUACGUCCAGCCCGCUUACCACUGCCAGUGAACCCACACCCAUCAGCGGGGCCCCGCCGCUCUUGGCUACCGACUCGUGUCUGGAACAGAUGGCUGACAUGCUGAUUGGCUGAUUGACGUGUGACGCAAUCCUCGCAAACACGCUGUACUUCUUCUUCCUGUUUACCACUUCCUGAGAAAACCCCGACAGGCCCCUCCGUCCCGCAUAUUUACACGUGUAGAAUAUUCCAGGUGGAACAAUACUUCCAAGCUUAAAUCCCAUCCACGGCAGACUAAGGAAAAGGAUGAUGCAACACACCCAACCUACAGAUGAAUCAGCCCACCCCCUCGUAAAUGUGCCGUGCCAAGUCGACGCGCACAAAUGUCAUUGUGUGAAUAUUUGGAGCGGGCGCUCUUAAAAUAGGCUGACACGGCAGAUUCAUCCUCAUGGACUCCAAUGUGGGAUUCUGUGUGUGUUUAGGGUCCACUAAUGACUAUUUGGACGCUGCUGUGUGGAAGUGUGGAGUGGGAUGACAACCCUUUACUGUGGGGACCCGCCACGGGGGCCACGGCCUGUUCUCGCACAUAUUUGGCAGGAUUUUGUAUGGAGAAUUUGCAGCACGGCUUAUCCACCAUGGGUCCGGUGGCGCUAAAAUCGCUUUAAAAAAUAAUAUCAUUCCUUGUAUUUUCUAUCUAAAUACAGUGGAACCUUGGUUAGCGUACACCCCAACAUUGAAAAGUUACACCAAAAUGUUACACUCAACUUUAGUCAUUUUAUCACAGAAUGUCCACAUUAGCAGCCUAAUAGCUUGCUAAUACACGACUAUGGAGUUCUAUGCUAGCUAAUGCCAAGGUCACAAUCAGAUGUACACAUUUUUGGCCGUACAAUUUUUGGCGUUCCCCAAAUCGCUGUUGUUUCUGUUCAUGGUGACCAUGAAGAACUCGACACGUGCUAACGUGCUAACGUGCGCUCGUGCAUCGAGUUCCAAAUGCAAAGCAUGAACAUUUAAAGUUAGUGUUACCUUCACCGAUUGCUGACAAAGACGCAAUGUAGCAGCCAGAUCCACACGGACGCCACCUUGGUGUUUUGCCAUGAGUUACUUCUUGAUGGAAACGCCGCCACUUGCCACUUUUUUGGCUCCAUGCUGGGUUAUUUUGCAGCUGGGAUGAAAAGAAACACAAAACAUACAAUUCAGGAAAUAACUAAAUGAUCUCGCUAGCACAUUGUGUCUUUGGCAACGUCUACAGUGAAGGUGAAAGUAACCUUAAACAUUCAUUUAUCAUUUUCACUCAUAAUUUAUAAGCAUAUAUAUUCAUUUCAAAUUGGUUUAUGCAUAUUAAUCUAUGAUUGUAGAAAUACAAAAUAUAUUUUGUGUGAACAUUUAUGGGCUUUAUAUUAUUUCUUAUGGGAAAACUUUGGUUAGAGUACAUAGAGAAGGGAUUAAUGAUGCUAACCAAGGUUCCACUGUCCUUGCAAGAACAAACUGCAUUGUCUUUCAGCUAAAACACGGGAAAAAAAACUCCACUUUGCUGCACAAACACACAACAAUUUUCAACUGUAAACCAGACAUUAAAGUUAAGAAUAUUUAAAUGUUUAUUUGUAUGUCAAUUUCUAAUUUCCAUAUAAGACGUAGAAGAGAAUAGUGAAGGAUACGAUGGAGUGUAUCAAGGUGUUUCUGUUGCAGUACUUAAAGAACUGUAUUUACGAGUCAUUUCAAUAAAGUCAGCAAUCUUUCUCUUUUCA